CUUUGCAAAGUUUUUUAAAAAAGUAUUUCCACUAAAAGUUCCAAAAAUGCAGGAAACAGGCUCUUUCCUCUAUAAUUGUCACUAAUUUUCCUUCCCAAUCAUAGUUAAAGCUGAUUUUAACCAAGAUAAAUUAAAAGAGUUAGAAGAAGGGCUGGCCAUGUCCCUCCAUAUCGACUCUAACUCCCACAAGGCCUGAAGAGCAAAAUUCCGUCUGGGAAUGAUGGGAGUUGAAGUUCACGCGGCAGAGGGAUUGCCAGGGCAGAUAACGCAUGCGGGGCAAAAAAAAAAAAAAAAUGUUAUGAGAAGUGGCGCAUGCGCUCUUCUUUUCCUUAAGGGGCGCAUGCGCGCCUCUGGAGGCGGGAAGACCCGAACGUGCGGCGAUGUGGCGAGUCGUGCUGGCCGUCGGACUCGGCGCGGCGCUCGAGGCGCUGCUGGGCUGGCUGCUGAGGCGGCGGGCGGCGGCGCCGAGCGAGGUCAUCUUCUUUCCCUCGAGGGUGACGUGCACGGAGGAGCUGCUGGCCGGGGCGCCCUGCGCGUGCCCGCUACCGCACGGCGAGAGCGCGCUGGCCCGUCUGCUGGCGCACGUGCUGGCGGCGCGGCGCUCGCUCGACCUCUGCCUCUUCGCCUUCUCCAGCCCGCAGCUCGGCCGCGCCGUCGCCCUCCUGCACCGCCGCGGCGUCCGCGUCCGCCUCGUCGUCGACGCCGAUUACAUGGCGCUGCGCGGCUCGCAGAUCGGGCCGCUGAGGAGAGCCGGGAUUCAGGUACGCCAUGAUCAGGACAGUGGCUACAUGCACCAUAAGUUUGCCAUCGUGGACAAGAAAGUGUUGAUCACGGGCUCUUUGAACUGGACCACGCAAGCAAUCCAGGCCAACAGAGAGAACGUGCUGGUGCUAGAAGACCAGGCUUUGGUGAACAUUUUUCUAGCAGAAUUUGAAAAGAUUUGGGAAAACUACAAUCCUGCUAAUUAUACAUUUUUCUCUAAACAUGAGAAAACUGGGAUUGAAAAUGGAUAAAGCUAAUUCUGGGACAAAAAUACAGCAUGACAAAAAAAAAGUUUGGGAGCAUUUGGUUCAAAAUUUCUCGUGUUAUUUAAGGACAUAAUUAUCUUAAAAGAUAAGAAGCAAGUCAAGAAAUACACAAAUAAUGUAUUCCUAAGUGUUCAGUAAAUUUACUUUCCAACUUGAAAUAGACUUUAUUAAGAAGGGAUUAUUGCAGAACAGAAUACAAAGAUGGAAUUGUACACUGAUCUUUAUAAGCACAUUUCCUGCAUUUGGGAAGUUAACAUUCUAAGAUGUUACCUUUAAUCUGUGUACUUAUACGGAAUCAGGUCUCGCGUCUGAACUGAAAGAGAGAAAGGGCUCAGGAAGGCUUAAGAACAACUAUCUUAUUUUCCAAAGAGCAGUUAAGUUGGGAGUCCUGAAUUUCUAUGUGUUGCUUGUUUGAUUUGAAUUCUGGAAUAUAAGAAUUAUAAGAACCUGCAGCAAAAAGUGGAGAGAGGCAGAAUUGUCUCACUGCAUGGUGUAUUGCAUUAGGAGGCAACAUCCAGCCAUAAGUAUGAUUAGUUUAAAUAUUUCUCUGUGUCAAAAGAUAUUCGGAGCGAUGGCUUUAACUCUUGCUGUUACUUAAAAUUAUAUUACUGAUGAGAAAGAUUCCAAGAGAACUCUUUGAAGAAAUGGAGGUAACUAUUAAUAGCUAAAUAUAUUGUCAGGUCUUAAUACCUCUGUUUGUUUAGUUUUUCUAAUGAUUAAAGCUGUGGUUCCAGAGAGCAAGCGUGAAUGGAAUUAUUGUACCACAUUGGGACUCUUUAACAGCCAAGUUAUGAAAUAACUACACCUAUCUUUAAGAGGGUCUGGAGUGGGGCAGUUUGAUCAAUAUUUUAUUUUUGCGACUUCCAUUUCUCCUUUUUUUGCCAUACUUGGAACAGUUCAGCAGCAUAUACUCUGUUCCACGUAUCAGCAAUUGUUACAUUUAUGGGGAAGCCAGCAUCAUGACCCAUGACUUAUAAUAAAAUCACAUUUGAGCAGUAAUUCUGAAGGCCGUGUCAUCUCCAUCUACCAAAAAAAUCUUCAUUACAGCAUACCAAGGGUGGUGCAAAAAUAGUUUAUUAUGAUAUAAUUUUAUGUAUAGUUAAGUAAUUAUAUUUACAAAAUCAUCAGCUACAUCCAUGGGAACCCUAGCAUGUCACAGAAGGUUUGUAAGGAAUAAAUACCGUGACCGAAGUGAUACUUCUACAGUGAACAGCUGAAGAGGGAACUAGCUCCCUUAAAAGCAUGAAAAGACGCCAUUCAGAAACUCACUAAAUUCAAAACACAUUCGUUGAGAAAAAGAGAGGACGCAUUCAUUGUUCAGCAGCUAAGUUUGCCGGGACUCCCACGAGUCCUCUUGGUUUGAAUGGACUGUUGGUUGACACCUGCUCUCCAAAUGGACUCUUCUUACACCCUAAAUUUUGCCGGAAAGUAUGGAUUAGAGCAGUGUUUCUCAACCUUCGCAACUUUAAGAUGGGUGGACUUCAACUCCUAGAAUUCUUAACAAGGUUGAGAAACACUGAAUUAGUCGUCCCCACACUGAGUUCUCAGAUGACCUGGCGAUCCAAUCAGCUAUGGUCAGCUUGGUGAUGCUGCUCACGUGGGACUUAAGACACAGACAUGGUGGCCUCAGAAAUCUUCUGAAAUAAGGCAGUCACGAGUAGCCCAUGAAGAUGGGCCUCCUUGCAGUCUAUGUGCACAACCUCCCACUCCCUCUCCUCCAGGUUCACAUAGGUUCAUGUGGUAAGAACAGAUCAGCAGGCUCUUCGGCUGCUCAACAACAAUGGCAUGUAGACAUUUAUGUGUGGUUGUUCCUUACACUGAAAGUAGUGAUAGUGUCACUCCAUUGAAACAAGGAAAUAACACCUAUUUCUCAUCACCCAGAUCCACUGUUAACAAAUUUUAUUGACUUAUGCAGAUUUAUGGCAUAGCUAAUUCCAUGGCAAAACCAAGAUUUUCCCUUAGGUACUUUAGGACUAUUUCCCAGCUCUUGUGGUCAGUCACCGGCUCAAAUUCUACCAGCAAGGGUAUUCUUCCCCUCUGAAAACACCACUGGAGUGUAUCAUACCGUAACUUUAAAGGGAGACAUCAAAACUACAGCAGCUGUAUACUGCCAUGCUGUGACCACCGUGCAGAAUGGCAUAAUUCAAAUUUAUGGACAGUGAGAAGCAACAUCGACUUAAUUUCCUCGGAGAACUGAACUGCUUGGUUUAAUCUGCCAUAGGGUUAACGUGCAACAAUAUGGUGUACCUUUGAUGACUUAAGAGAUGCUACCAUCACCAUUGGUCAGUGAACAUGCAGUGAAUGCUCAAUUUAUUGGACCUUCAGUCGAUCAGAUAAAAUCCAUUGGCCACUCUGCAUACAUACAAUCCUAUUCGUUAUUUAAUGGACAUUCAGGUCUAACAAACACCUUCCUAUGAGUCCAUUAAACUGAGUUUACUGCAACAUAACUGCAUAUCCCGGGUUAUUUGCACCACUAUCGUUACAAGCUUACUGAAGUGAAUGAGGAAGAAAACUACUGUAUAGCAAUUAAGUUUUAAAACACUGUACAUAUUUUUCUUUGGAGAAGCAUUUCCAAAACUAAAAAGGAUCAGAGAAAUUUAAAAAUAUAUUUAUAGCAUUCAAACCAACCAACCGACAUUCUGUAAGGGAACAAAGCAGGAUUUCAGGUUACACUAAUUUCCUUUCAAGUCCAAAGGAAAUCCGUAUAAGAACAAGAUUAAAAAAAGAAAGUCACCCCAUAAAA
This is a messenger RNA of Crotalus tigris (Tiger rattlesnake), 3771 nucleotides long. It is a transcript of the gene PLD6, whose product is annotated as phospholipase D family member 6. The transcript is spliced from 2 exons. Gene Ontology annotation, molecular function: RNA endonuclease activity producing 5'-phosphomonoesters, hydrolytic mechanism. The coding region runs from base 381 to 1013 and encodes 210 amino acids. Lineage: Eukaryota; Metazoa; Chordata; Lepidosauria; Squamata; Viperidae. Gene Ontology annotation, cellular component: mitochondrion. Gene Ontology annotation, biological process: piRNA processing. The record is from RefSeq and is a predicted model, not a curated record.